AUCUUCCCGGGAGGCAACCAGUCUCCUACCGCUCUCAAUCAGCACUUCCCAUAUCCACAGCUUUUCCAAUUCGUCGACGAAGAAAACACGACGGGAGAGCUAUUGCGGGGUUGUCUGAUUUCCUCUUCCCGUGGAUUCCGAUUUCAAGAACGCCCAUAAAUCUCAGCAUUCUCUGAUCCUCGCUGCCGGUGCUCCAUGGAAGAAGAAGAUUCGGUGUCGGUCCGCAAGCUCUGCGGCUUCCUCUGUGCGGUUGUCGCAGUUCCCUCGCCUCCGCCUCCGGAUGGCCGAGCCCGCGAGGUUCUAGCUCACAACACCCGCUGCUUCAUCUUCGGGAAAGGAGACGAGGUCGGCUUCAGGACCGAGGAUGGCGUUGUACUGUCUCCUGUGGAUAAUAAUGCCUUGAGCAACCCGGUGGCCGCCGGCGAUGUCUCAGGGAGUCAUUCCGACCAAAAAGGCGGGACCUUUAGUCCACCUAAAGCAGAAACCUCGGUGAGUGCUCGAAUCUCGCUGGAAGGUAGUAAUGCGGGUGGCUCUGGAGAAGUUUCCACGCCUGCGAAUUCCGUUAAGUGUGACUAUGCGAGUAGGAAGGGCAGAGGAGCUUCGUCGUCGAAGGGGAAAGCGAGGAGGAUCGGGUUGGUGAACGGGAGCAUGAGCGUGAUCCACCAGCUUAACGCUCUUGUGGCUCACAAGUGCUUGAACAUUGUGGCCCGGGUGCUCUGUGUUGAGGAGCGCGGUUGCGGAGAGAGUAGAGCGGCGGUGUUGGUGGACGUUUACUUGCCAGUGGAUGUUUGGUCCGGCUGGCAGUUCCCGCAGUCAAAGGCAGUAGCCGGUUCCCUCUUCUAUCACUUGAGUUGUAACUGGGAAGAGAGAGCUGCAUUGCUUGCAGGUGGAGAGAAUUAUAAGGGUCCUCAUGGAGAUGGUAGGAGUCUGUGGAAUGUAUCUGAUUGCCAUGUUCUUGGAUGCAAGCAGCAUUCUGUGGCCAUGGGUUCUUCUAAGAAAAAGUUGUUUGAUCUUCAUGAAAUUUUCAAGAGCUUGCCUGGUAUUGGUAGAAGAGGGACUGUGUAUUCCUCAAGAGUGGACCCAAUUGAUAACACUUAUGGUUCAGGCAUAUGGGAUUUAUCUGAUGACGUCCUGACUAAAAUUCUAACCGAUCUUGGUCCAUUGGACCUUAUUAGGAUAGCUGCAACAUGCCGCCACCUGAGGUCUUUGGCUGUGUCAAUCAUGCCAUGUAUGAAGCUUAAACUUUUUCCCCAUCAGCAGGCAGCAGUUGAAUGGAUGUUGCAGCGUGAACAGAGUUCGGAAGUUCUCUGGCAUCCUUUAUACAAGGAAUUUGUUACUGAAGAUGGAUUUACUUUCUGUGUGAACGUUGUUUCUGGUGAACUGACUUCUGGGAUGGCUCCUAAGGUCAAAGACUUCCAUGGGGGUUUGUUUUGUGAUGAACCUGGUUUAGGCAAGACCAUAACUGCACUUUCCCUAAUUCUCAAAACGCAAGGUAAACUCGCUGAUCUGCCUGAUGGUGAACAAGUGAUUUGGUGUACCCAUAAUGGUAAUCAGAAGUGUGGGUAUUAUGAGCUUAGUGGUGAUAAUGUAGCUAGUCUUAGUGUUCUCUCAGGAAGAGAAGCGGCCAGUCAGAACGCUUGGAGGGAAGAAAUAUCUCGUGAUAAUAUUUUGACGGAUCACUCUCCUUACCCUUCACCGAAAAGAGCCAGGUUGAUGGCCCCUGAUGAGCAGAUGGGUGGAUCUAAUGUUUCAACUAGUGGCGAAAGAAUAACAUUGGCAACUUCUGCUCAGCCUGGGGCAAAUAAAGUUCCAAUCACAUGCACCAGGAGCUUGAAUCAUAUUAAGAAAAACCUUCUCCAUGCAUACGAAGAUGAGUUUGAGCCUUUUGAAGAGAAAAAUGUUGGGAAAGAUUUUCUCCAAAGAGAACAUGCUGUGAAAGGUACUCCUAGCGGGUCCAGGAAGAAGCAGUCUAUCAUCUCAUCUGGAUCAUCAUAUAGCUGCAGGAGGCCUGGGGGUGUAACAGCAGAUUCUUUAAAUUAUAAUGAAACUUGGAUUCAGUGUGAAGCCUGUCAAAAGUGGCGUAGGCUUAUUGGAGAAAAUUCACCUGAUAUUAAUGUUGCAUGGUUUUGUAGUAUGAAUGUUGACCCAAUGUAUCAGAGUUGUAGCGUCCCAGAAGAAUGCUGGGAUACUCGUCAACCCAUUACAAAAUUACCUGGUUUUUGCCCUAAAGGAAGUCUUGGGGCCAAGGAACAGAAUGUGGCAUUUUUUGUUAAUGCACUCAAGGAUCAUUGCACAUUGAUAACUUCUCAAACAAAGAAAGCUCUACAUUGGUUGGCAAAGCUUCGACCGGACCAACUCUCUCAGAUGGAGACAACUGGUCUUAGAAGUCCUUGUACUGUCUCUGUUGUAGAUGCCAAUGAUUUUCAUGAAAUAUUUCAAUCCUUUGGACUUGUGAAGAGUGUCGAGAAGGGUAACCAUAAGUGGUAUUACCCAAAAAAUCUUCAAAAUCUGGCAUUUGAUGUGGCUUCUCUGAGGAUUGCUCUGUCUGAACCAUUGAAUUCAGUCAGAUUAUAUCUGUCCCGUGCUACACUGAUAGUGGUUCCUGCAAAUCUAGUCGAUCAUUGGAAGACACAAAUUCAGAGGCAUGUUCGACUCAGUCAGUUGAGGGUCCAUGCCUUGACCAACAGGAAAAAGGUUGCCCCGCACACUCUUGCCUGGGACUACGAUAUUGUCAUAACUACCUUCACCCGUCUCAGUGCAGAGUGGGCUCCCCGUAAGAAGAGUGUGCUGCAGCAAGUUCAUUGGCUUAGGAUCAUUUUGGAUGAAGGGCACACCCUCGGCUCAAGUCUCAGUUUGACAAAUAAACUACAAAUGGCCAUAUCAUUGGCAGCAUCAAGUCGGUGGAUUUUAACAGGAACCCCUACUCCUAACACACCAAAUAGUGAACUAUCACAUCUUCAGAUACUAUUCAGAUUCCUUCACGAGGAAGUGUAUGGACAGAUUCAAAAGUCAUGGGAAGCUGGGAUUCUUAGGCCAUUUGAAGCAGAGAUGGAGGAGGGUCGGGCACGUCUGUUGGAUUUACUCCACAGAUGCAUGAUCAGUGCAAGAAAGAAAGAUCUGCAAGCAAUUCCUCCUUGCAUCAAGAAAGCGACGCUCCUCGAUUUUAUGGAGGAACAUGCAAAAAGUUACAAUGAGCUGGUAGCUACUGUUCGGCGUAACAUAUUAAUGGCUGAUUGGAACGAUCCUUCACAUGUUGAGAGCUUGUUGAACCGGAAGCAGUGGAAGUUCCGCAGUACAACCAUUCGGAAUGUGAGGUUGUCAUGCUGUGUUGCUGGACAUAUUAAAGUAACAGAGGCUGGCGAAGACAUACAAGAGACGAUGGACAUCCUGUCUAUGCAAGGUUUGGAUGCAGCUUCUGAGGAGUAUGCUUUGAUAAAGUAUUACCUUCUCUAUGGAGGCACUUGUGUCAGGUGCAAGCAAUGGUGUCGACUACCUGUGAUUACUCCAUGCAGGCAUCUGCUCUGCCUUGACUGUGUUGCAUUGGACAGAGAGAAAUGUAUGUUUGCUGGCUGCGGUUACUCCUAUGAAAUGCAGACUCCCGAGGCCCGACCAGAUAAUCCGAAUCCCAUGUGGCCUGUGCCUAAAGAUCUUAUUGAAUUGCAACCUUCAUAUAAACAGGAUGACUGGGAUCCCGACUGGCAGUCAACAUCAAGCAGUAAGGUUGCUUACCUGGUACAGAGGUUGAAAGAGUUUAAUGGUGCUAAUGAAAACAAGUCAAAUGAGAAUUAUGGGGUGUUUCUCUCUGAGGAGCGACUGUAUCCAGCCCUGUUAAAUAACUCAAGGCCAUUGUUAGCAACAGGAUUUGACAGGAUAAUGACGGAGAAAGUUAUCAUCUUUUCCCAGUUUUUGGAGCAUAUACAUGUCAUUGAGCAGCAGUUGACGAUUGCUGGUAUCAGAUUCGCUGGCAUGUAUAGUCCAAUGCCUGCUGCGAACAAGGUGAAAUCUUUGGCCACUUUCCAGCAUGAUCCGACUUGUAUGGCACUCUUGAUGGAUGGCAGUGCUGCCCUGGGUCUCGAUUUGAGCUUUGUCUCUCACGUAUUUCUAAUGGAACCAAUCUGGGACAAGAGCAUGGAGGAGCAAGUUAUCAGUCGAGCUCAUCGCAUGGGCGCCGCUCGCCCCAUUCACGUGGAAACUCUAGCAAUGCGUGGCACAAUUGAACAGCAGAUGCUGGAACUUCUACAGGAUGACGACUCAUGUCGAAGAUUUUUGAAGGAAGAGGUGGGUAGAUCAGAUCAUGAACGAACACGAGCUCAUCGUUCAUUACACGACUUUGCGGGAAGCAACUAUCUGUCCCAUCUUAAAUGCGUGCCUACGAAAGUUGACAUAUAAACUGAUUUACGGAACUUCUCUUCAUCUCCCUUUUAUCUAACCACAUUGUCAUUCUUUGCCCCUGCAAUUUAUCAGCCGUCACCGAUUCACUGAGUAGAAGGUGCUUUUUGUCUUUCUUCUUUUGGGCAAAUGCUCGAAAUCGUAGCUGAUUUGUUGGGGAAUUAGAUUUGCAAUUUUUUUGCGUUCGAAUGCUCCCCGAAUCAUCUGUAAAUGUCGGACAUUCAUAGCAAGUGGAAUAUUAGUAGCUGCUUCUCAUUAUGAAGUGCUCACUA
Molecule: messenger RNA, 4661 nt
Organism: Punica granatum (pomegranate)
Lineage: Eukaryota; Viridiplantae; Streptophyta; Magnoliopsida; Myrtales; Lythraceae
Source: RefSeq, a predicted model, not a curated record